Molecule: messenger RNA, 967 nt
Organism: Argentina anserina (silverweed cinquefoil)
Lineage: Eukaryota; Viridiplantae; Streptophyta; Magnoliopsida; Rosales; Rosaceae
Exons: 1
Coding region: 131-595 (154 amino acids)
Source: RefSeq, a predicted model, not a curated record
CUCACUUCCCACAGUAGAAAACAAACAGAUCAGUGCCCAUGGCCAUGGCCUCAGAUCAGAUCUCACCCUCUCUCUCAACCACCCAACCCUAACAAACCAACCCUCACAGCCUCACCUCUCAGAUCCCACCAUGCAAAAAUUCAAGCUCUUAGCCACACAAUGCGCCGUCGUCACCGGAAAAAGCCCCACCCACAGCCCCACCGCCAGCCCCGUCAUCCACCUCCGCCGCCGUAAAACCCUCCGCAUGUUCCUCUCCCGCCGAAUCCCUCGCCCUUCGGACUCUCCUAACUCCGACGACGACGACGGUCUCGGAGAUGCAAAUGACCGCCCGCCGGAGAAGAGCAAGGAGGCUCGGGUGCGCCGCAAGCUCAAGGACCUGUUCGUGUCGUCGCCGCCGCUGGAGAGAGGCCGGGAGGUGGGAGACGGAGACCAGCUGGGAUUGCUGUCGGCGACCGACGGCGGCGGUGUCGGUGGGUUGGCGAGGACUCGGCGCGGCGGGGUGUUCAGCCGGCCGCUGACGGCGUCGCUUCGUUGUAGAUUGCUGAGGAGAGCUUGGCGACCUGUGCUGGUUAGUAUUCCAGAGUCGGAGCGGUGAGUGAUCGAGAGUAGUAAUCAAGGUGUUUCCAGUUUUGUUACCUGGUUCUGAUUUCAUAAAAUUUCACCAAACAUGGUAAAAAUCUUCUCUGAUACGCCUGUAAUUAGUUACUAUAGUUAAUUUUAUUGUGAAAACAAUAUUAACUGCAAGAUUUAUACCUGCAUUUCAUUUUCCAUUGCAAUAUAUUCAUAAUGGCCCAAGCAUUACAAGGUUCAGUAAUGCAUUUUCAAUAUUCCUGAUGCCGAAUUCUUAUCAGUUUGACACUUUUGCCAAUAUUAUCAUAGUGCAUUGUGGUGUACUAGAACGAAAAGGCUAAGGCAGGGUUGCGAAUGGCAAGUGCCACGUUCGGCACUAAUGAAGGCGAGUUUUGAU